Messenger RNA from Brettanomyces bruxellensis, 849 nucleotides. RefSeq lists its product as uncharacterized. The transcript has a single exon. Bases 1 to 849 code for a protein of 282 amino acids. The record is from RefSeq and is a predicted model, not a curated record. NCBI's taxonomy places the organism in Eukaryota, Fungi, Ascomycota, Pichiomycetes, Pichiales, Pichiaceae.
AUGACUAUCGCAACUACAGCAGAAACAGCAGAUGGAGCGCAAAGUCCAGCUGCAAAAACAGAAGAAACUAAGCAGACUGUGCCCUUUAGCACAAAGGCAGUGUCCCAUAUCGGUGCAUAUCCCCUUGUUUCGGAGUCCCUCGCGUAUGUGCUCGGGUUCCAGGUCGCUGCCCUCAUAGCUGGGUAUGUUUUGGCGGCAGUUUCACGUGCAGCUGGCCUUAUAUCAUCGAUUCCAGGUCUUGUGCAGAUUUUCAACUUGUUCGACCAAACUUUCGACUCGGUUCUUUCCGCACUAGACUCGAGGUUCCCACGUUUGGCUAAGCUUUCCUUCUCGGAUGUCGCCGGAUUUGUCGCAUCGGUUCUCCAGAGGGUUGUGGACUUCGUCAAGGUGUAUGCAGGUGCCCUUUAUGGUCGCACAAAGCCAUACGUCGACCCAGCAGCUAAAAGAGUCAACGAUCUAUACGAAUACGCAUUGAAUGAGGCCAUUCCUACCAGAUCAAGCGAUGCAGAGGUUCAAAAAGACACGUCUGACGAAUUGGGACGCUCCUAUAUCCUUGCCAAGGAGACCUACCACAGGGUUGAGCCCUACACUCGCCAGGUGAGGGCAAUCCCUUCGCAUGUGGGCUCAGUUUACCAAGAUGAGAAGUCCAAGGCCGCCAGCACCCAGGAGGCAAUCACAAAAACGACUGCCCGUGUUUCCAAAGAGGCUUAUGAGACUAUCCAGCCAAGCAUUCAGAAACUGGUCAGCGUGAUUAGGCCGGAGGCAGACGGCAAGUCGGAGGAUAAAGUUGCUGGUGCUACAGUUGUAGUUUCGGCCGAGGUGGAUGGCGAGACUCCAAAGGAAGCCUAG